CUAACAUGUAUUUGUCAUAACACACGUAAAAUUUUUCUUGAAACAUUUUUUUGGUAUAAAUUAAAGUAAAAUGUCGAACUGGAAAAAUUUUGGAAGUGCAAAAUUGUUAGUACCAAAUUUAUAUUUAAAAUCACAAUACCGAAAUAUUGCUUGGUUUUCAAAACUUCCUCUAGCGGACCCGGACCCAAUUUUUGGACUUCUCGACUCCUUUUUGCAAGACACUUCGAAACAAAAAGUAAAUUUAGGUGUAGGAGCAUAUAGAGAUGAUGAAGGCAACCCGUAUGUUUUACAAAGCGUUCGCAAAGCAGAAUUAAAAAUUAUGUGCAAAAGUAUGAAUAAAGAAUAUGCCGGCAUGAUAGGCAAUCAGGCAUUUUGUAGAAAAGCCUUUGAUUUUGCAAUGGGAGAAGGUAACGAAUUUUCAGAAUGUGGACGAACUGUCUUCUGUCAUACUAUUGCCGGGUCAGGAGCAAUAUCUGUGGCCGGUGGAUUCUUAAGUAAGUGGUUUCCACAUAACAAGGUAAUUUAUAUAUGUGAACCCACCUGGCCCAAUCAUCAUCGUAUUCUUGAACAUGCUGGAAUGACUACGAAAACUUACAGGUAUUACAAUGAAAAAACAUUGGCUUUGGACUUUGAAGGUAUGAAGGACGACCUGAACAAAAUACCCUGUAAAUCCAUAGUGUUGUUUCACGCCGCAGCCCACAACCCCACAGGAGUCGAUCCUACGCCGAAGCAAUGGGAUGAAAUUGUAGCUAUUUGUAAAGAAAGGAAAUUUUAUAUUUUUGUUGAUUUCGCAUAUCAAGGUUUUGGUUCUGGAGAUCCCGAUAUGGAUGCGUACCCAGUGCGUCAGUUUGCUAAAGCUGGCCUUGGUAUGGCCAUAUGUCAAAGUUUUUCCAAAAAUAUGGGUUUGUAUGGUGAACGAGCUGGUCUAGCUUCUUUCAUCUGCAAAUGUCCAGAUGAAGCAAAGAGAGUGGAGUCCCAAGUAAAGCUAAUAGCAAGGUCUAUAUACUCCAAUCCUUCAAUUAAUGGUGCCCGAAUAGUGUUAGAAAUUUUAUCAGAUAAAAAAUUAAAGAAAUUGUGGCUAAAAGAGCUCAAGCAGAUGGCUUCGAGAAUCCAUUGGGCCAGAAAAACAUUAAAAGAAGGAAUGGCCAGAGCUGGAUCAACUUUGAAUUGGGAUCAUAUAACCAACCAAAUAGGAAUGUUUUCGUAUACCGGUAUAAAAGGUCCUGCUGUAAAAAAACUAACAAAGGACUACCACAUAUAUAUGAUGGAGAACGGAAGAAUAUCCAUUUCAGGGAUUAACACCAAAAAUGUCGAUUAUGUCUGUAAAGCCUUUCAUAGUGUCGCUACUCACAAAAAAUAAGUGUUAUUUAGUAAAACUAUUUUGAAAUAUUAAAAAAUCGAAAUAUUAUUAUGAUGUAUAUUUUGAUAUUAAAAAUAAAAUUUUUGAUGUA
Molecule: messenger RNA, 1451 nt
Organism: Diabrotica balteata
Lineage: Eukaryota; Metazoa; Arthropoda; Insecta; Coleoptera; Chrysomelidae
Source: the annotation of a GenBank genome assembly